GCGGGAAGAUACCCGUAUAUUUGCGCAUGCGCAGAUCAUGUUGCUUUUUACUAUUUUAACCACGGAGUUGAAAUUAAAAUUAAAAACGUUAAAGUGACUCUUGGAAAAGUGAACAUUUUAAUAUCACCGUUUUUCUUUUCGUAUUAAAAAGUCGGAUUAGUUAUACUAAAAACUUCUGAAAGCGAUCAUAGCAUUUGAUAUUCAAUUUGCUAGUUUUUGAAAAUAACCCGGGCUAAAGAUGCUGGGCAGUGACUCACGAUCGAGAAAUGGUAUGAUGAUGGGAUACAUGUUUGGUCAACAACUCUCGUCAGCGCCAGACGGCUUAGAACGGGAUAUCAACUCUGUUACGUCGCUGCACCGUAUGGAUAAAUUUCCGACAAGUAGUCCAGGUUCUGGCACUGGGCUUUACAAAUCCGCUUUCUCCAAAGCAAACUACGGAAAACCGGAUUAUACCAAACCAGGGUUCCACAUGCAAUCUGAACAUUAUCAAAUUCCGCAGCAAUUUCAUUCUCAUAUGACAACAAUAGCAGACAAGCAUGGUGCCUAUAGUGCGAAUGGCUUAAGCAUGUCUUCGCCUAACGUAGAUAUGAGGAACACAACGGCUGGUUAUCAGAUGUCUUCAUACAAAUCCGGCAAUACAAGAAAACAACGACGAGAAAGAACUACUUUUACACGAACACAGCUAGAUUUACUGGAAUCACUGUUUGAAAAGACAAGGUAUCCAGACGUCUUCAUGCGUGAAGAAAUUGCGAUGAAAAUCAACCUGCAAGAAUCAAAAGUGCAGGUCUGGUUCAAAAACAGGCGUGCCAAAUGUAGGCAGCAAAAGAAGGCCAAGGAGGACAACAGCAGAAACAAAUCGCCAACACCGGAGAAAGCUAAAGACUCUAGCCCUUCUCCAUCCCUAUCCCCCACCGGAAGUGAAGUCAAUGCGACGCCAAUAUCCAGACCACUGAUAAACGGAAGCGUAAACGCACCGACAUCAAUCUGGAACCCGGCUUCAAUGUCUUCAAUGAGCGAUCUGACAUACCAGAAUAGUUGUAUGCAGGGAACCGGAAGUUACACAAAAAGUACCAUGCCCACCGGGUAUUCUUAUCAAAAUUAUGGACUACCUUCAUAUAACGGACACUCGGAUUACUUAGUGCCUACGCAACUUCCUGUUAUGCAUCCCAGUCAGUACAACACGAUGUCGAACAUUUAUUCUAGCCAGUAUCCAUCAUUUCAGACACCACAGAGCUUUUCCCAACCACCUGUGGACGAGCGGGACUGUUUCGAAUAUAAAGACAACUCAAAAUUUCUAGUUUUGUAAAACUAUUUUACAAAUGUUACUGUCGGAGAAUGAAAAAUAGAUAUUAGACGUACGGUACGUAUAUACAUUCCGUUAAAAAGCACGCGCAGACUCCGGAAACUGACGAUCCUCUAUGAA
This is a messenger RNA of Mercenaria mercenaria, 1423 nucleotides long. RefSeq names its product homeobox protein OTX2-like. The coding region runs from base 239 to 1306 and encodes 355 amino acids. NCBI's taxonomy places the organism in Eukaryota, Metazoa, Mollusca, Bivalvia, Venerida, Veneridae. The transcript has a single exon. Gene Ontology annotation, biological process: regulation of transcription by RNA polymerase II. Gene Ontology annotation, molecular function: RNA polymerase II cis-regulatory region sequence-specific DNA binding; DNA-binding transcription factor activity, RNA polymerase II-specific. Gene Ontology annotation, cellular component: nucleus. The record is from RefSeq and is a predicted model, not a curated record.